Molecule: messenger RNA, 2034 nt
Organism: Phaeoacremonium minimum UCRPA7
Lineage: Eukaryota; Fungi; Ascomycota; Sordariomycetes; Togniniales; Togniniaceae
Exons: 2
Coding region: 1-2034 (677 amino acids)
Source: RefSeq, a predicted model, not a curated record
AUGUCCGGCCAACUUCCCUCCCCAGCGCCUAGUGACCGCCGGGCGCUGGCCGAACCGCUCUCCUUUGAGGACCUGCAGGCGGCGCUUGCCGAGGAGAAGAUUGAGAAUGCGAAGCUGGAGAACAAGAUUGUGCAGCUCGAGGCCAAGAUGGAGGCGCUCGAGAAGCAGGUCCGCGACCUCGCGGCCGAGCCCUGGGGCAAGAAGAAGGCGCGGCAGUCUAAGCAGCGCAAGCGCACCCGAGAGGAGGCCAAGAUGCAGAAGGCCAUCGAGCGCGGCGGCAAGGAGCCGCCGGUCAAGAAGGCUUUGUUGAGUGCGGCGUCUCCGGCUGCCCCUGAGGCUGACGAGGACAUGGUCGACGCCGAAGAUGGAGAUGACGUUCGUGUUGCGGAUGACGCAAUUGAUACUUGUGAUCCGAAUGCAGAUGACCAGACUGCUGCCGCCAGCGAAGGAGAUUUGAUGUCAAGUAUCGAGCCAAACGUUUCUCCUGUAUUUUCGCCCAUCUCGGCGGAGAAACCCAUAGGAGAUGGCGGGCUCAAAGCCAAGUGGAAGCAUGGGAUGCUGGAGUUGGAGAGGACUCAGGAGGCUGAGCGGGCGAUUCGCUCAGGCAAUCCGUCACCUCUCACUGCUGCUUCUUCCACGGUGCCUCUCCCGUCCAACCCUUUUCGGGCCCCUGUCUCGGAUGCACCAGACUCUCCUAGUGUAGCGGAGAAAGCCACCAUGUCGCUGAGAGGAGGUGCAGGUAAAUCGAGCACGCGUGUUUCGGAGCCCUAUACAAGCAAGGCUACCGUGGCAAUACAGGAGCUUGUGGACUAUUGGGCGAAGACUUUUCCUCUCAAGAAAGAGAACCUGCAGUCGUCGCACGAUCCGACCCUGGCGCAGAAACCUUACUCCCCGACCUUUCGUGGCCAGGGUUUAGAGCAGGCGCGGAAUGAGCAAGAGGAAGAUGAUUGGCCUGAGGAGCUGGAUCUUGCUGGUGUUACGAUCAUUGGCGAGGCCCCUCAGGAGCCACUCUCUCCAGCAAAGCCGGUUCUGAAGUUCCCUGCUGCGAGAUCAGUUGAUGUUCUGCGCGAGGAGGCCUUGAAACUCAAGAAUCGCGACCACCCGGUUUCUUCGGCAGAGGUUUUAGAAGGCUUGCGGGCGGCUAAAGAGGCGGCCAAAGCAGCCAUUGACGGCGAGGGAUCACAAACAGAGGGGGAGUCACGAAUUGCCUCUAUCUUCGCGAAGCGAAUAGCCGCUCGGGGUAGAGUCGGGAAGCCCACCACGGAACAUCAAGCCCAUCGGCCCAAACCCCUGAAGAAUAUGCCUCCUGCACAGUGGGAGUCGCCUAGGGAGACUUUAGCGGAUAAAGAUGCAUCGGGAACAAAAGCAGAUACUGAGAGGGCAGCCAAGAAGGCAGCCGGCGAAGAUGCUCCCUCUCAGGAGCUUUUCGAUUUCAGCGCCCCAGCGAUCGAUUCUCCGGCCUUCCAAGCCGCGUUCGACCACAACAGCCCGGAGCCUACCGCCAAGAUGAUCAAAAUCGACACACACCCAGGCUGGACCGGUCUGCCCCUGAAGUCGAUCUCGUUCGAGGAGUCUCUGAAGGAGCAGGACAAGAAGAUGGCAGCGUUCAAUAAGAAGCGAAAAGUGGGCGACCUGAGCGAGAAAUCCCCAGAUCCUUUCGAGUCUCCGCUUGUGAGAAGCUCGCCUCUCAGCCCUCUCAGCCCAAAGUCUAUACUCAAGUCUCCUUCUAAAGUUAAAGAUCGGCCACCAACACCUGGCUUGAGAACCCAGCGCGCUACACUACGCAACAGGCGUGCACUCGUUGAUCUCGCGGCCAAGCCAGAGGAAGGGCUUGAGUAUUUGCACCCACAGCGGAAAAGCCCCAGCACGAUUGCUAGAAUGAAGAGGGCCACAGUCACAUUUCAGCUACUUGACAAGGCCGAUAAGGGCAAGGAGUCUGUCAAUGCCGAUGCCGAACUUCAAGGGGAUGUGGCGUCACAGUCUGAUGUCACAACAUGGUAUCCGGUGGUUCACGACAAAGACCUGAGGAACUGA